This is a messenger RNA of Punctularia strigosozonata HHB-11173 SS5, 378 nucleotides long. RefSeq names its product vacuolar transporter chaperone 1. The coding region runs from base 1 to 378 and encodes 125 amino acids. Gene Ontology annotation, cellular component: fungal-type vacuole membrane; vacuolar transporter chaperone complex. The record is from RefSeq and is a predicted model, not a curated record. The transcript is spliced from 5 exons. NCBI's taxonomy places the organism in Eukaryota, Fungi, Basidiomycota, Agaricomycetes, Corticiales, Punctulariaceae.
AUGUCGACACAACCCCUCCUACAGCGCACAGCUAACAAACGCAUCGCGCUUCCCGUCCGCGUCGAGCCCAAGGUCUCCUUCGCCAAUGAGCGCACCUUCCUCUCAUGGCUACAUUUCACGGUUGUUCUCGGAGGUUUGGCAGUGGGCCUCUUAAAUUUUGGUGAUAAGGUCGGCAAGAUCAGCGCUGCGAUGUUUUCGGUGGUCGCUAUGGGCGUCAUGCUUUAUGCACUUUAUCAAUAUCACUGGCGCGCUUCGUCCAUUCGCAAAGGUGGAAGAGGGCCAUACGACGACCGACUUGGGCCGACCAUACUGUGUUUGGCAUUACUACUCGCUACUGUCGUCAACUUCGUUCUACGAUUCACAGAGCCGAACCUCUAA